This is a messenger RNA of Perca fluviatilis (European perch), 3317 nucleotides long. It is a transcript of the gene cpeb1b, whose product is annotated as cytoplasmic polyadenylation element binding protein 1b. Gene Ontology annotation, biological process: negative regulation of cytoplasmic translation. Gene Ontology annotation, molecular function: ribosome binding; translation factor activity, RNA binding; mRNA regulatory element binding translation repressor activity. Lineage: Eukaryota; Metazoa; Chordata; Actinopteri; Perciformes; Percidae. The record is from RefSeq and is a predicted model, not a curated record. Bases 396 to 1973 code for a protein of 525 amino acids. Gene Ontology annotation, cellular component: neuron projection; nucleus; cytoplasm. The transcript has 11 exons.
CUCAACCCUGUGUUCGUUUUUAAAUCCAGUCUGCUGAGUCAUUCGCUCCCAUCUCCCAUGCUGCCUCCCACCAUGCCGCUGUAGCUCAGCCCCUUGCCUCCCCCUCUCUCCCUCCCGCCUCUGUCAGCUCGGGAUACAAGGCUAGACCGAGUAAGCAGCAGCAGCAGUAACGGUGGCAGCAGCUGUCCUAACGAUUCAAGACGUGCUGUGCCUACCGGAGAGGGGAGUACUUCGAUCAACAAGCCAAUAGUUCCGACAGGAAUUUUUCAUUACACAGUUGUUAGGCAAGGAAGCAGGAAGGUGGGGGAAGGCUGAUGUCAUUAGCAAGGGUGUGCGAGUGCAUCAGCAGCCAUGUCACAUGCUGCUAGAUGGGUCAGUGAUGCGGACGGAGAUGCAUGGCAGUUGCACCGGGCACAGAGGCAGCAGAGUCGGAGCUGGCUGCAGUGGGCAGCAGGAGGAUGCUCUUCCCCAACUGUGGUGGCAUACCCAGCUCCCAGGAGAUGCCUUCAUCCAGGGGCCCACCGGGUGUCACAGACCUGGGCCUGGGCCUCCAGUCUCUGCGGCUGUCUGGCUGGGACAGACCUUGGAGCAGCCAGGAGACAGACAACCACACCUCUCCCUCCAAGGUUCAGACCAGCUCACCCUCCAUGCUUGGUAUACUGAACAGCCCCUUCAGUAGCAUCCUUGGGAAGCCCCCAGGCUACAUGCCCCCAGAGUCCAUGAGCAUGACUGCUGACUUCCUGGAGAAGUUCCCCAGCAUGGCUCGCAUCUCAAACCGUCUGGACUCAAGUUCCUUUUUGGAUUCUCGCUCCAGCAGUCCUGAGGACUCGGAGACCAGUGGGUUCAGCUCUGGCUCAGACCACCUCUGUGACAUGCUGUCAACUUUGCGAAUUUCCCCUCCCCUGCCUUAUCUGGCGUCAAACAUGCAGAAGGAUCUGCUGCGACUGGGCUCCCGUCUGGACCCCCAGGACUCCAGCUCUCCUCUGACUCCACCAUCCAGUGCCAGCCCUGCCUCAGCCAUUUCCCGCCGCUGGCGUACUGGCUCUCCCUGGCCUGGUGCAGAGCUGCUCGACCAGUCGGAUGAUACGUUCAGUAUUGAGAGGGAGGCCCGCCUGCACAGACAGGCUGCAGCUGUAAAUGAGGCCACAUUCACCUGGAGUGGUCAGCUGCCUCCCAGAAAUAACAAGGAUCCUCUGUACUCCUGCAAGGUCUUUCUUGGUGGCGUGCCCUGGGACAUCACCGAAGCUGGCCUGAUCAACACCUUCAGUGGCUACGGCCCUCUGACUGUGGAGUGGCCUGGUAAGGAUGGAAAGCACCCUCGCUGUCCUCCCAAAGGUAAUGUUGCUAAAGGCUAUGUUUAUCUGGUGUUCGAGAACGAGAAGUCUGUGCGGGCAUUGCUCCAUGCCUGCUCCCAAGACCCGUUUCACCCAGAGGACAACCGAGAGUACUACUUUAAGAUGUCCAGUCGCAGAAUGCGAUGCAAGGAUGUGCAGGUGAUCCCCUGGGUGAUCUCCGACAGUAACUACGUGCGCUGCCCCGCCCAGCGUCUGGACCCCAGUAAGACGGUGUUUGUUGGCGCGCUGCAUGGCAUGCUGAACGCUGAGGCCCUGGCCAGCAUCAUGAACGACCUUUUCGGAGGAGUCAUGUACGCUGGCAUCGACACGGACAAGCACAAGUACCCCAUUGGCUCUGGACGUGUCACUUUCAACAAUCAGCGCAGUUACCUGAAGGCUGUGUGUGCAGCGUUUGUGGAGAUCAAAACUCCAAAGUUUACAAAGAAGGUGCAGAUUGACCCGUACCUGGAAGACUCCAUGUGUCAAAUUUGCCUUCGCCAACCUGGGCCUUUUUUCUGCAGAGACCAGGCCUGCUUUAAGUACUACUGCCGCUCUUGCUGGCACUGGCAGCACUCCAUGGACAUCUUGAGCAACCACCGGCCCCUCAUGCGCAACCAGAAGAACAGAGACUCCAGCUAAAGCAGAUGGAUCCAAACACUCUGAAGGGCCAGAGGAAGAGCCCCUCUCAAAGGGGCGAGGCUGCACGCCAAGGAGAGCACGUGUGCCAGAUGUCCCUCGGUACGAGGGCACCAUGGCACUCCACCAGGCACUGGGGAUAUCACUGUAGAAAAUGUUCACUUUUGCACUUGCUACAUUUUUGCUGUUCACAGUGGCACUAUGCACAGUGACCUUGUUGGGAAAGACAAGGGGCCCUUCACACUUAUGCAUUUUCACAGACUUGCUGACAGACAGAAAGAUGUGAGUCAGCCUAAGGUUAAGAAGUGGAUGAAAAGGCCAAUUUUUUUCUUUUUUUUUCUUUUUGUUUACUUGUGUUGCAUAGUGAAGAGCAAUCACGCAAGUCUCAUUGCCGUUCAUUGGCAAAUGCCAUACAGUGCCUUUAAAUUUUUAUUUUCCUCCCCCUGCUCCCUCCCUCCCCUACCCCCAGUUGGCAUCUGUUUUUCCUGUGCAAGCCAACUGGUGUUUCUUACUUUUGGGAGUUGAAUGUUGGGCUUCAUUUAACCAGUCGCAUUUCAGACAUUUUUACGCAGUUUUUUACUAAUUUGUACACAAACGGUUUUAAGUCAUAACAUGAAAAUUUUGAACAGAACUACCAGGCGGCUGUUUAUGGGAAAACCCCUCCCCUUUUUUAUUUUUUCAUUUUUCUCAUACUUUUUUUUUUUUUUUUUUUCGUGGCUUUUUCUUUUUUUAAUUUGCCCUUCCAAGUUUCAGCUAAAUGGGCACAAAAUGUUGGAAGUACUACUUUAACUUGCUUUGUUGGUCCAGUUGUAUUAAAUGUGUAACAUUUGUACACUUCAACUGGGCAAUCCAUCGUUUCUCAAGCACCUGAUGGAUCCUGUUGAGAGAGUGAAUGAACAUUUGUUGUACUAAGUUUGAUUUUUGCACUUUUUAAUUUGCACGUGUGGAGAGGUGGCAGUGGUUUUUAAUCACUUUUGUACAUCAGCACGGGGACACGCCUAUGUUGGAACAGCUGCUUGUUUCCUGUUGAAUGUAAGAACUUCCACUUAGCUGACGAUAAACUUAAUCUAUCCAGAGCUUGAGUAGACCCCAGUAAAUGAUUCCAUGCUUUCUUAAUCCCAUUUUGCCUUCUUGUUCCAGUUGGACAUAAACUCAUAAUAAGCUGUGUGCCAAAGACCAAGUGUCUUUUCUUUAUCCAUUACGUUUGUCAUGCUGAGCUUGUUGUCCCUUAGCCCAGCUGCUUUUUAGAGUUUUGAAAGUCUACCUCAUUGUGGUCUGCCAAGUUUGCUGCUACUUGCAGUUGUGGAAUAUGUUCAGAUUGGGCACAAUAAAGGUGUUUAAGCAUUA